Molecule: messenger RNA, 1640 nt
Organism: Cololabis saira (Pacific saury)
Lineage: Eukaryota; Metazoa; Chordata; Actinopteri; Beloniformes; Belonidae
Exons: 6
Coding region: 1-1362 (453 amino acids)
Molecular function (GO): ubiquitin protein ligase activity
Source: RefSeq, a predicted model, not a curated record
AUGGGAUUCCUGGGACAGAAAUGCAGCAUAUUUGCCGCUCAAGUUGCCUCGGCCCUUUGGCCUUCAACAAUCAGGCCGUGGGAGAAAAAAUCCAGCUUGAGCCAGGGAUGUCGACUCGCUAAGAGGGCUGGAAACACAUUCAGGAAUGGCCUGGUGUUCAGCAACCGUCCCGUGGGGAUCCGGGAGAGGAUUUGUCUGAGAGUGCUGGAGAAUGUGCAUAAAUGGGAAGGUGCCCUGCGUGUUGGCUUCACCAGCCUACCGCCCACCGACAGAAAUCUGCCGCUGCCCAGCAUGGCCAUCCCUGACCUCACCGAAUGCCCCGGCCACUGGGCCGCUCCUCUGCCUGAAUUCUACUGUCAAGCAGCCAGCAGACACUCCCACUUCACCACAAACCUGCCAAGAGACAGACCUGAACACAACUUUCCUCAGGACGCAAUGAAGUUGAAGUCAAAGCCCGUUCCUGGGACAGAUAUGCAGCAUAUUUGCCGCUCACGUUGCCUCGGACCUCUGGCCUUCCACAAUCAGGCCGUGGGAGAAAAAAUCCAGCUGAGCCAGGGAUGUCGACUCGCUAAGAGGGCUGGAAACACGUUCAGGAAUGGCCUGGUGUUCAGCAACCGUCCCGUGGGGAUCCGGGAGAGGAUUUGUCUGAGAGUGCUGGAGAAUGUGUAUAGAUGGGAAGGUGUCCUGCGUGUUGGCUUCACCAACCUACCGCCCACCGACAGAAAUCUGCCGCUGCCCAGCAUGGCCAUCCCUGACCUCACCGAAUGCCCCGGCCACUGGGCCGCUCCUCUGCCUGAAUUCUACUGUCAAGCAGGUUCAGAACUGGAGUUCUGGGUCUCUGCUGGUGGCAGUUUUCAUUUCUCAGAUAAGAACAAAGGGGAGCACAAGCUGUUAACUGGACUGGACCUCAGCAAGCCACUUUGGUUCAUGAUAGAUAUCUAUGGGCAGGCCAGCUCCAUAUUCCUCUUGGGUUCACAGAAAAAGGGGAAACUUUGCACACAAAAAUCCUGCCCUGCACCUGGACCUGAAUCUCUCACCAUACCUGAUAAUGGCUAUGACCACAGCUGGAAUCCUGAUGUUUCAAGUCUUAGUGGACAUAGUGAAGACAGCAUUUCCAGCCUUAACCUCAACAUCCCACCAGGUAACAAAGUGUUCCUUCUUAAUGAUGAAUCUUCUCUUCUGGUCACAGGGGAAAGCUGUGUGACGUGCUUGACGAGAGAGGCCACAGUCACACUGCCCUGUGCACACAAGUGCCUGUGUCAUCACUGCUUCCCCAAAGUCUUGCAGGAGUUCGGUACCUGCCCGCUGUGUCGAACGGAGAUCAACGUUUCCUCAGUGGUGGAGCAGCGUAUCUCUGUCUGAGCUCUAAAACUUUGAGGCAGCAAGCAGCAAGCGUAAACUGCUGAGUGACUGAAAAUGCUGUGAAUAGCACCAAUUGAAUGUAUUUCGAUACACUAACUAAAUAAUCAGGGAUUUCUGCUCCCACUGUGUCCCUGACUGAAGAACUGUGAAACCUGGAAGCUGUUUCCUGAUGUGUAAAUACUGUACAAGAUGUGUAACAUAAAAUCUAUUGAGAUGUGGAUGUUAAGAUACUAAGCUUGAAAAUGUACCAACUGUGAUUGUAGAAAUGUUGAAAGACU